UUUUAUUUAUUUAACUGAUUGGGUCGUUAUUGGCAGCAUCACUGUUCACGCACACGAUAGGCUCCCUGAAACGUUUAGUCCACAGGUGUAGUUGACCAUCCUACUUAAUCUAAGUCAGAAACUAAUUUGCUUAUCCAUUAAUAAUUUUGAAACCAUAUUACAUCUUAUCUGUUUUUUAUGGCUGAAACUUUUUUUGCAACAUAUACUACCAUAACUUUAUAAGAUUAAUUGUUGCACUUUUAUCUACUCCCUGAUCCCCCCCCCCCCCCCUCCUUCCAGAAAGGAAAACUGAAUCCACCAUGAACAUUCACACUCCAUAAACGAUCUUUGGCAACAAGUGGGCGUUCAGUUCCUCACCCCUUCCCUCCCUCCGUGGGUCAGCGUGGGCGGCCCCGUGUGGCAGGAGGAGAGCGAAACACGACACCCGACAGAAGAAGGGGGGGGGGUUGAGAGAACACGAAGUGAGUGCAGUGGAAAAAGAAAAAGUCUGCCGGAGAAAGAGAGGGGCAGAGAAAGAGCGGAGUUGGUUUGGUUUGUUUGUUCCUUUCAGAAGCGCCGCUGUUGUGACUGUCGGUGAGGAUGAUGAUGUGGAGGAGGAAUCGACCAUGCGACAUCGUUUCAACAGACGGGAUGAACGUUUAGACUCGUCGCAUUCCGCUGCUCCAGUACGACCGACGGCAGCACGACUCCUCCAAACUUCGACCUGCGCCAUUCAGACCCGGGCGACUGGAUUUCCCCCCCCCCCCAGAGGCUCGGGGCAACUUUUGGCAUCAGACGCUGCGUACAGAUAUUGCGAAACAAAACUUUUUCAACAAACGCUGAUGUGUCGAGAUAAAACGCAGAAGCGUAUGUGAAGUUAGCUGGUUUCUUUUUCAACUUAAAAACAAGCACAUUGUCGGGGCAGGUUAUUUUCUAACGAGCCACUUGUGAGAACAACACCGGAGGAAGGAGUGGGGUGUCACUGCUAACUCGGCUAGCUCACUUGGCUAAACGCGAGCUAAAGUUACGAGUCGACGAGCAAAGUGACCGAAGCAACGCGCCGUAGACGACAGCGAAGAUGAAGACCCCGGCAGACCCCGGGUUUGCCUUUCCGGAUUGGGCCUACAAGCCCGAAUCAAGCCCGGGCUCCAGACAGAUCCAGCUGUGGCACUUCAUCCUGGAGCUGCUGAGGAAAGAAGAGUACCACGACGUCAUCGCCUGGCAGGGAGACUACGGAGAGUUUGUGAUCAAGGACCCAGAUGAGGUGGCCCGCCUGUGGGGGGCCAGGAAGUGUAAACCGCAGAUGAACUACGACAAGCUCAGCCGUGCUCUCAGAUACUACUACAACAAGAGGAUCCUCCACAAGACCAAGGGGAAGAGGUUCACCUACAAGUUCAACUUCAACAAACUGGUGCUGGUCAACUACCCCUUCAUCGACAUGGGCUCCGGUCGUGUCCCUCAGAGUGCUCCCCCGGUGCCGACCGGCAGCAGUCACUUCCGCUUCCCCCCCUCCACGCCGUCGGAUGUCCUCUCCUCCAGCGAGGAGCUGCGCAGUCCGGGCAUGUUCAGCAGCGUGGCCCGCCGCAUGGCCCGUGGCUCCGUGAGCGACUGCAGCGACGGCACCUCCACCAACUCGGAGCUGGAGGAGGCCAUGGGGGCCGACGAGCGAAGUGUGGGGCCCGACAGGGUCUACAGGGGCCUGCUCCCUCCACGUCUGCCGCACGAGUCUUUCUUCAGGAUCUACCCGAACACCGGGCUGGCCAGACAUGGCCCCAGGGUCCACCCGGAUUCUCUGUCUCCAUUCCCCGUCUCCCCGCUGCCUGGCCCAGGAGGUCUUCUGUCCCCGGCCCUGUCCAUGACCCCCACCCCGCACCUGCCCUACACCCCCUCUCCCUCCAUGUCCUCCCCCAUGUUGGGUUCUCACUUCUCCUUCAACCCAGAGGACAUGAAGCACUACCUGCAGGCCCACACCCAGUCCGUCUACAACUACCACCUCAGCCCCCGGGCCUUCCUCCACUACCCCAGCAUCAUCAUCCCUCAGCCCCACCGCCCCACCCUCGAGAAGCCGGCCGCCCAUCACCUCCAUGGCCCGCCCAUGCCGCUCUCUCAUUCGCUCGGCCACCAGCCAGGAGGCGGGGAGGAUGGGCCGCACCACCCGUCGCCGUUCAAGUUCAAGCUGCAGCCGCCGCCGCUCGGGCGCAAGCAGAGGGAUUGUGGGAGCUCAUUGGCCUCUGCUUCCUCCUCCUCCUCCAGCCAGUCCUCCUCAUUCACAGGGUCUAGUCAGAUAAUCAACUCUGCCUUGGCUGCAGGGCCUCCUAAGAUCAAGGUGGAGCCCAUAUCCGACAUCGAGUCAGAAGAAGAGGUGGAGGUGACUGACAUCAGUGAGGAAGAUGAGCUCAAUCAGAACGACCGGGAUGACGACGGCGACAUCUGCAGCAGCGGCGCCGGCGGCAGUGGCAGCGGCGGCAUCGGUAGCAGCCUGGUCGUCCUCCACCCGGUUAACCUGAAGAGCGAGCCGGGUCAGGCGGCUCCCAUCAGCCCCGGGGGCACUCGCUGCAUCCCGCUCAAGCUGCGCUUCAAGCGCCGCUGGAGUGAGGACCAGAAGAUGGAGGCGGACGGCGAGCGGGACGAGGCGGAGGACAAGAAAGUAAAGGCCGAGGGAGAGGAGGAGCGGCAGGGGAGGAGAGAGGGGGCGGGCGGAAGAUCGGUGGGGGAGGUGGCGACCGGGGGUGGAGGAGGAGGAGGAGGAGGAGGGGUCAUUUUGGGGUUGAUGCUGCCACCGCCGCCCACCCAGCGCAGAGCGAGCUCUGAGCUGCAGAGGGCCACGGCACAGCUGUCUCUAGAAAACACUGGCUGCUGAGCAUCAUGUGCACGCACACACACACACACACACACACACACCUUCUACUUGGAUACAAAACACACACCUCUCUGAGUCUCGUCUUCAAAUGUUAUAGUUUUAGACCAUAAUGCCUUGUGGCUUCUUGAUGGCACUAGUGAACGUGAGCAAAGUGGAGACAGUAACUGAAAGGUGAUGACGUAAACACACUUUAAUGUCUGAACAUGUAUCAUUUGUUGGAAAUAAUGUUUUCUGUGCAACAAUUAAAGGAGUCGGGCACUUUUUGCUGACCUCGCAGCCCUGCGAGCUCCUUAAAUGACUCCACACAAAACCAAAUAUUUCCCCGCACAUGUUACAAUGUUCACAAGGUAGCGAAGAACAAGAUGACACCAUUAUCACCGCUCUGGGUCUGUCGCUGUUGCAGUGCCGCCCCCCUUCUUUCCCACCUUCGUGCACUCCUGUGGUCAGUUCUGUCAGCAGGCUGCCACAAGACGUCACGGCUGGCAUAGAACGACAACACAGAUGUGCCUGUGUGGCCUCUGAUGUGCUGCAAGGCUAGACCCUUUACUCCCCAUCAAACACCAACACAGCAGUAUUUUUUAUUUUUUUUAUUUUUUUCAGAUAACCCCCCCCAUGAGAACACCUCAGAGCGCCAGUUAAAUCCGCAAGGGGGUCACAUCUCGCAUCACACCUGUGCCCUCCUCCUCACAUCAUCACCGCUCCCCAACAACAGACAGACAGAUCCUGAUGUUACUAAAAAAAACAAACACUUUUAACAGCCCUGAUAGAGAUUACAGAAGUGCCUCUCGGUCCACGCCCGUCACCAAGCCUGAUGGCGUAGUGAGGGGGAGAAAAGAAAAAAAGAACGGUGACAUCUCUCCGAUGGAUCUCUCAGACUGAAGAGGGAGAUUAGGAAGAGCUCUCCAAUCAGCGCCUUGUCUCCAGGAAGAGGGAGAUUGACCUCUGAACCUCUGACCCGCCACGCAUUAGCAUUUGUUAGCCAGCAGAUGGUCGUGGGAUCCCACUGUACAGAAAA
Messenger RNA from Anarrhichthys ocellatus (wolf-eel), 3854 nucleotides. RefSeq names its product Ets2 repressor factor (gene erf). The record is from RefSeq and is a predicted model, not a curated record. The coding region runs from base 1058 to 2839 and encodes 593 amino acids. Gene Ontology annotation, cellular component: nucleus. The transcript has 5 exons. Gene Ontology annotation, biological process: cell differentiation; regulation of transcription by RNA polymerase II. NCBI's taxonomy places the organism in Eukaryota, Metazoa, Chordata, Actinopteri, Perciformes, Anarhichadidae. Gene Ontology annotation, molecular function: DNA-binding transcription factor activity, RNA polymerase II-specific; sequence-specific DNA binding.